Messenger RNA from Cuscuta campestris, 1980 nucleotides. Lineage: Eukaryota; Viridiplantae; Streptophyta; Magnoliopsida; Solanales; Convolvulaceae. The record is from the annotation of a GenBank genome assembly.
CACUGAUUUGCUAACUAAAAGCCAACCCUGUCUCCUAUAUAUACUAUGUCCCCCCUCAUCCCUUUCAUCACUUCCAACGAGACUUACUCUAGAAGAAUGCCCAUAAUAAUGCUCCCAUUUCUUCUCGGUUUCUCUCUUUUCCUAUCCGGUUUUGAUGUUUUGGUACAAGUUGAAUGCCUUGGCAUAAACUAUGGCCAAGUUGGCAACGACCUGCCUCCACCUGACAAAGUUCUACAACUCCUAAAAUCCUUGAGGAUUGACAAGGCAAGAAUCUACGACACCAACCCCCAGAUCCUGACGGCGUUCGCCAACUCGAACGUCGAGCUCAUCGUGACCGUCGAGAACCAGAUGCUGGCGGCCCUGGGCGGGGACCCGCAACAAGCCGCACAGUGGGUGAGCGGCCACGUGGCCCCGUACGUCCCGGGGACCAAGAUCACCGGAAUCGCUGUGGGCAAUGAGAUUUUUAGCGACAGCGACCGGUCCUUGGUCCUGAACCUGGUCCCAGCCAUGGUAAAUAUACAUGCAGCCCUCGUCCAGCGAGGGCUGGAUCGUAAUAUCCACGUCUCCUCCCCCUGCUCUGCUGCAGUCCUCGCGAGCUCCUUCCCCCCGUCCUCUGGGUGCUUCAGGCACGAGCUCGCGGGGCCCAUGCAGCAGUUCUUGCAGUUCCUAGAGGGGACGAAUUCGCCCUUCUGGAUCAACGCGUACCCGUACUUCGCGUACAAGGACAACCCUACCCUCAUCUCCCUCGACUACAUCCUCUUCAACCCGAACCCCGGGACGGUUGACCCGUUGACCAGACUGCGGUACGACAACAUGUUGUACGCUCAGGUCGACGCGGUCGCGUUCGCCAUUUCCAGGAUGGGAUUCUCCGGCGUGGAGGUCAGGGUGUCGGAGACCGGGUGGCCGUCGAAAGGCGGGCCCGACGAGACCGGGGCCACGCCGGAGAACGCAGCGGUGUACAACAAGAACCUGAUGAGGAGACAGGCGGCGCAAGAAGGGACGCCGCUGAGGCCAAACGUGAGAUUGGAAGCGUAUGUAUUUGCUUUGUUUAAUGAAGACAUGAAGCCGGGGCCGGCGUCGGAGAGGAACUAUGGUCUUUUCCGACCGGAUGGGACAAUGGCGUAUAGCGUCGGCGAUGUGACGUCACGACCGUUGCCGAGUCAGCCCUCAAACUCAACUUCUCCCGUUUUCUCUCGAACAAGAAAGGCAAAACAAAUGGACUGUCAAAGCUUGGAAUGUUGGAUGUUUGUAUAUGCGCUGGCUGGCUUGGUUCAUAGGCUGUUAUAACCAUUAAAUAAUGUAAAAUUUGCACUAAAUAGGACUAAAACAUAAUGACUUUUCCAUUGUAAGAUUUAAACUUUUUAAUUUCCUAAAUAGGACUUAAUAAUGACCUAGUGGGAGGAUUAAUGUCCAGUAAUAAUGGACAUUUACUUGAAUAAUGACUACUUGAUAAUGACCAAAAGUCCUACAUUGGGAAAUAAAAACAUAUAGUCUUAUAUUGGGAAAGUCAUUAUGUUUUAGUCCUAUUUAGUUAAAUUUCUCUAAAAUAAUCAAUACUCGGGGAAGGUAGACGGAGGUAGACUAGCCGCUUAACAGUGCAAAAAACCCGCCGCCGAUUCAGCGGUAACUCAAGGUGACCGCGGCGCAUAUAGGUCAAGCUCUGCGUUAAUGGAGCAUCAGAAGAUUUCAUGAGAAAAAUGAGAGAAUCGAUGAACAACAGAUCUUGGUACAGAUGACGAAGGAAAUGAAAACAAUAGCUCACGGCGAAUCAUCCACUUCAGCGGAAAUUGAACAGGAUCGGAUGAAACUAUUGGAGGCACGUAAUCCGAAACAUCUACGUAUAUUUCAAUCAUGAGGCGGAAUUUCCCCAAUUCAGUGGAACUAAUGCUCGGAAACAAGUCUUAUUUAGGGUUUCAAAACCAUGUGAUAAAAAUGUGUUGCUCUGAAUUCAGAUAGGUAUGAUCGUGUUGAGUUUAUGAU